AUGAGAAGUUUUUAUCUCUUUCUUUUUUCGGCUUUAGCCCUGGCGAGUAACGCCAUUGUGAGAAUUCCGUUGAAGAAAUUCCGCUCAAUCAGGCGAGAGUUGACCGACUCAGGAAAAAGUGCAGCGGAGCUCGUGGCUGACAAACACACCCUCAAGUACAACGUCGGCUUUCCAUCGAGUAGUGGACCCACUCCUGAAACCCUAAAGAACUACCUUGAUGCCCAGUAUUAUGGCGAGAUUGGCCUGGGUACUCCCCCACAGCCCUUCACUGUGGUCUUUGACACUGGUUCCUCCAAUUUGUGGGUUCCAUCAAUCCACUGCUCCCUCCUCGACAUUGCUUGCUUGCUUCAUCACAAAUAUAACUCUGGUAAGUCCAGCACGUAUGUGAAGAAUGGCACUUCCUUUGCCAUCCAGUAUGGAAGCGGCAGUUUGUCGGGGUACCUCAGUCAGGACACGUGCACCAUUGGCGACAUAUCUGUGGAGAACCAGCUCUUUGGGGAAGCGAUAAAGCAACCCGGUGUGGCUUUUAUUGCCGCCAAGUUUGAUGGGAUACUUGGCAUGGCUUAUCCACGCAUCUCUGUGGAUGCCGUGGCACCUGUCUUUGACAACAUCAUGAGCCAGAAGAAAGUUGAGCAGAAUGUCUUCUCCUUCUACCUGAACAGGAACCCUGACACUGAACCAGGUGGUGAGCUGCUGCUCGGAGGAACGGAUCCUAAAUACUACAGCGGCGAAUUCAGCUACGUCAACAUCACCCGCCAAGCCUACUGGCAGAUCCGCAUGGACUCGUUACAAGUGGGCAGCCAGUUGAGCCUAUGCAAAGGCGGCUGUGAGGCCAUCGUGGACACCGGCACAUCUUUGAUCACCGGACCGGCUGCGGAGGUCCGUGCUCUGCAGAAAGCCAUCGGAGCCAUUCCCCUCAUCCAGGGAGAGUACAUGAUCAGCUGUGACAAGAUCCCAUCCCUGCCUGUCAUCACUUUUAAUGUUGGUGGCCAGUCCUACAAGCUGACUGGGGACCAGUAUGUCCUCAAGGAGAGCCAAGCUGGAAAGACAAUUUGUCUGAGUGGCUUCAUGGGGCUGGACAUCCCUCCACCAGCUGGUCCUUUGUGGAUUCUGGGAGACGUCUUCAUCGGCCAGUACUACACCGUGUUUGAUCGGGAGAAUAACAGGGUGGGCUUUGCAAAGUCCAAAUAA
This is a messenger RNA of Nerophis lumbriciformis (worm pipefish), 1191 nucleotides long. Lineage: Eukaryota; Metazoa; Chordata; Actinopteri; Syngnathiformes; Syngnathidae. The record is from RefSeq and is a predicted model, not a curated record.